AGUCAAAGAUCGACCAUUUUACAGAAAAAGUCAAACAAGAGGGGUUUUUCAUUACAGAAAACUGUUUUUCUAAACCAUUUAUUUUUUAAAAAGACAUACGUUUACAAAACAAUGUUUAAAAUCCGUUUUUAGUCAAUUUAUAUCAUUAAGACGCAGCAGGAGUCUUUACCUUUACACGCUAUUUAGUAAAUUCCUCCGUUUUAUAUAAAACAUAUUUGCUCCAUUUAUAUAAAGAAGCAUUGGUCCUCACUUCAUAGAGACACACGUAAACUCGUCCCAUACUCUGACAGAGGCUGUUUUAAAAAACCCCAAAGCUAAAUACUCGCUUUUGUGGCAUAUAAAACCGAUUGUUUUAUAUCAAACAAAUAUACCUAUUCUUAGUUUGCCUGUGGUAUAUUUUAUGUUAAAAGUUAUAUUUUAAAAUGUUUACCUCAGUGUUUUAAACAUGCCAUUACAGUCAGACCUGAGGUCUCACAUAGUUUUUAUAUAGCCUACUUUAUUUGAUUCUACAUUACAUGUCGAUUUCAUUCGGAAUCAAAAACUUUGAAUAAUCCAACUGGUUAAAACAAAAGCAGAGUACAUUGUUAUGGAUUAAUUAGAGUUCUAAGGGGUGCAGGGAAGUCUUUUCCAGAUAAACGCACUGCCUACACUUUGGUGACACACACACACACACACACACACACACACACACACUGACCCCUUGGCCCCGACCCCAUGCCACGUCCACACGGAGUCCCAAUACCUGUUUUUCCGUUUGUAGUGUACGAAUUAUUUUAUUAGAGGUGUUAUCUGAUGAGUCCUGGAGGGUUUCCCCCACAUCUUUCGUAAGUCGUAAAAUAAAAUAUCACAAGCCCCCCUACCACAUGAGGAGUUGAAAGAUAUCCUUUGAAAAAGGAUGAGAUGGCGGGAAAAGUCGGGAUGUUUAAAAACAUGACAAGUUCUUUCAUUCGGCGCUUUCACUCUAACCAUAUUGCACCACGUCUCGAGUCUCUAAGGAAAAAUGGCUGAAAACCAAUACGGUAUGUUGAUGAUUUAAUAUUUAGCAACAAAACUAUUAUAAACUAUUUGUAUAUAUACUUAUAUAAAUAUUUUUAUCAUCAUGUAUAGAGGAUGUACUCCCGGAUCUAUAUUUUGAUGCUGAUUUGGCAGAAGUUCUGGAUUCUCUUUAUGAUGAAGCGAUAUCAGACGGUUGUCCGCUUGAUGAAAUUUUACAAAACAGUGCAGAAAACACAUUCGAACCCCCGCGUUACAGACCUCUGUAACACAACGACCUAUGCAAUCGUCAGAAGAAACAGUAUGUGCAUCAUUGGACAACCCGAUACACGGUUAUGAGGACGUCACACCCUGGAGUACUCUAGGGGCGGACAGUGAGCACUCAGACACUUCUCCGGACACCAGAACGAACGCAUCUGCAACGGAGCCAAGUCGCAAACAACUCCGGAGGCCUUCUUCGGGGAAAGGUGUUAAGAGGCUUCGUGAAACUUAUGGUGAAUACGACUCCAACAAUGAUCUGCGCUUAGCAUACCCUGACAAUGAGGAAAACUCUGUAGGGGGGAUUAAGAGGCUUCGUGAAACUUAUGGCGAAUACGACUCCAACAAUGGUCUGCGCUUAGCAUACCCUGACAGUGAGGAAAACUCUGUAGGGGGGAUUAAAAGGCUUCGUGAAACUUAUGGAGAAUAUGCUCCAGACAACGGUCUACGUUUAGCAUACCCUGAUAGCGAGGAAAAUCCGACCGAUGAGCGCACCUCCAAUACGAAGUACGAAGAAACGGAGUGUACAGCAGGCUCUUACAAGAAACGACUUUCUGCCUCGAGAGACUGUGAGGUCACCCCUAACGCAUCCUCUUCGGAAGAUAGCGAACCAGAUUAUCCCGAAAGAGACUUGGAGAUAUUUUUAGAAUCCCAGGCAGAUGUGCUGGAUGCCGUCGGAUCUCAAGACUCAUCACCCAGUACACACUCCGAUGAAGAUACCCACGAUCCGUUCAGACCUUUAUUCACCCCUCAAGAUUUUCACAGACUGAGUUAUGACACAUUUCGCAGUGCCAACCGGAAUUUUCUAAGGGUUUUAGAUGUCGCUUCACGACCCUUAACCUACCAAGAAACAGAGGACCUGCUCGUCGUAUCACAAGCGCCAGUAGUUGCUCUUCAGCGCAGGAUUAUCGAACUCCAAAAUCAACACGCCGGACAAUUAUCCAACACCGUAGAGUUUUUUGGAAACUGUCACGAACAAACACAGACUGAGAACAGGCGUCUGUGGGGAGUUGUUGAUCAGGUAAGAGGAGAUCAGCAAAUACUCACCCUAGCAGUAACGCUAAUUUCUGAACGCUUGAAUAUCAUUCAACGUAUUUUGAGAGAUUUACCCGAGACCCUAAGGAGGAGAUGAUGACCGCUCAUUUUUUCAAUGCUUGUUUUUAUUUUUUUAUUUUUAUUUUUUAUUAAAGUUUUAAGCUUUUAAC
Molecule: messenger RNA, 2456 nt
Organism: Pimephales promelas (fathead minnow)
Lineage: Eukaryota; Metazoa; Chordata; Actinopteri; Cypriniformes; Leuciscidae
Source: RefSeq, a predicted model, not a curated record